Mobula hypostoma (lesser devil ray) is the source of this 382-nucleotide messenger RNA. Its product is annotated as histone H2AX. Gene Ontology annotation, molecular function: DNA binding; structural constituent of chromatin; protein heterodimerization activity. NCBI's taxonomy places the organism in Eukaryota, Metazoa, Chordata, Chondrichthyes, Myliobatiformes, Myliobatidae. Bases 2 to 382 code for a protein of 126 amino acids. The transcript has a single exon. The record is from RefSeq and is a predicted model, not a curated record. Gene Ontology annotation, cellular component: nucleosome; chromatin. Gene Ontology annotation, biological process: heterochromatin formation.
AAUGUCUGGACGAGGGAAAACCGGUGGCAAAGCUCGGUCCAAGGCCAAAUCUCGCUCGUCCCGGGCCGGACUGCAGUUCCCGGUGGGCCGUGUUCACAGGCUCCUGAGAAAGGGUAACUAUGCUGAGCGUGUGGGUGCCGGAGCCCCGGUCUAUCUGGCCGCUGUGCUCGAGUAUCUGACAGCUGAAAUCCUCGAGUUGGCCGGCAACGCAGCCCGGGACAACAAGAAAACCCGCAUCAUCCCCAGACACCUUCAGCUGGCCGUCCGCAACGACGAGGAGCUCAACAAGCUGCUGGGAGGGGUGACCAUCGCUCAGGGCGGGGUGCUGCCCAAUAUCCAGGCCGUGCUGUUGCCCAAGAAAACCGGCAGCGCCAGCAAGUGA